Ornithorhynchus anatinus (platypus) is the source of this 3701-nucleotide messenger RNA. It is a transcript of the gene PEAR1, whose product is annotated as platelet endothelial aggregation receptor 1. Gene Ontology annotation, cellular component: membrane. Gene Ontology annotation, molecular function: protein binding. Lineage: Eukaryota; Metazoa; Chordata; Mammalia; Monotremata; Ornithorhynchidae. The record is from RefSeq and is a predicted model, not a curated record.
CCUUCGUCCCUGCGGGUGUGAGCCUCCUUCCCGGCUCUGCCCCUGCUCAGGAGGGGAAGGGUCCUCCUCUCUCCCUUUUCCCUCCCCAUUCCCAGUUUUUCUCCCUCCCCAUUCCCAGUUUUUCUCGUCCCAACUUCCUGCGGCUGGCGUUCGGUCCCACCUCUUUCCUGCCCUGCCCCCUCCCACCCCCGGCCAGUCAGUCUCCCCAGUCCUCCGUGCCGUCCGCCCGGUCCCCACCAAAGGGGCUCCCUCCCCACGACACCCCCAAAUCCCGCACACCCAAAGCACGGCGACAGGUCCCCCCCCCGGGUGUCUGCUGGCAUGCGGCCCGCCUCCGCCCUCCUGCUGCUGGGGCUGGGACUGGCCGGGGGCCUCCGCCCCACCGACCCAAAUGUUUGCAGCUUCUGGGAAAGUUUCACCACCGUGGUCAAGGAGUCCUACGCCCACCCCUUCGUCCAGCCGCCGGCCCGGCCCUGCGAGGACCCUCUGGAUCGCUUCCGCACCUGCCACCAGCCCACGAUCGUCUACCGGACGGCCUACCGCCAGGCGGUGAGGACGGCCCAGAGGCAGCGGCUGCGGUGUUGCCAAGGCUACUACGAGAGCAGCGGCGUCUGCGUCCCGCUCUGCAGCCGAGAGUGCGUCCACGGCCGAUGCCUGUCCCCGGAGCGCUGCCAGUGCGAGCCCGGCUGGCGAGGGGUCGACUGCUCCAGCCGCUGCGGGGCGUCGACGUGGGGCCCGUCCUGCCGGCAGCGCUGCGACUGCGGGCCCGAGGGCACGUGCGACCCGCAGAGCGGGGCCUGCUCCUGCCCCGCCGGCCUGCGGGCCCCGCGUUGCCGCCUGCCCUGCCCCCCGGGCACCUACGGCCCCGCCUGCCGCUGGCCUGCCCCUGCCUCGAGGGGGCGCCCUGCCACCCCGCCACCGGAGCCUGCCUCUGCCCCCCCCGGGACCGCCGGGCCCAUCUGCGAGGUGUCCUGUGCCAACGUCACCUCCGAGGACUCCUGCCCCAGCACCUGCCCCUGCCAAAACGGAGGCGUGUGCCAGCCGGGCACGGGGCACUGUGACUGCCCGCCGGGCUGGACGGGCGCCAUCUGCUCCCAGCCCUGCCCCGAGGGCCGGUUCGGGCGCGACUGCCGGGAGGCCUGCCUGUGCCACAACCAGGCCCGCUGCGACCCCGUCACCGGCCACUGCCUCUGUGCCCAAGGCUACACCGGGGAACGGUGCCAGGAGGAAUGCCCCGUGGGCCGCUACGGUCAGGACUGCAGCGAGGUCGUAGACUGCGCCGAGGGCGCCCGCUGCUUCGCCCGGGACGGGUCCUGCCUGUGCGAGCACGGCUACUCCGGGGAGCGCUGCGACCAGCCCCUCUGCCCCCCGGGCAGCUACGGGCUCGGCUGCCCAGCACCCUGCGAGUGCCACCCCGGGCACAGCCUCAGCUGCCACCCCAUGAGCGGCGAGUGCCGGUGCGCCGCGGGCUGGGCGGGCCUGCAGUGCAACGAGAGCUGCCCGCAGGGCCAGCACGGACCGGGCUGCCGGGAGCCCUGCCUCUGCCUGCACGGAGGCACCUGCCGCCCCGACACCGGACUCUGCCUCUGCACCCCCGGAUACACGGGGGCGCACUGCGCCAGCCUGUGCCCCGCCGACACCUUCGGGCCCAACUGCUCGGAGCGCUGCUCCUGCCUGCACGCCUUCGGCUGCAGCCCCGUCGACGGCGCAUGCGUCUGCAAGGAAGGCUGGCAGGCGGGAAACUGCUCGGUGCCCUGCGCGCCGGGCACGUGGGGCUUCGGCUGCAACGCCAGCUGCCAGUGCGCGCACGGCGCCGCCUGCCGGCCGGACAGCGGCAGCUGCGCCUGCACCCCCGGCUGGCACGGACCCCGAUGCCGCCUGCCCUGCCCGGUCAGACGGCCGGCUUCGGCCCGGGCUGGCGCUAAGCGCUGCGACUGCGAGCGCGCCGCCCGGCUGCCGGCCCGCUGGACGGCCGCUGCCUCUGCCUCCCCGGAUGGACAGGUGAGCGGCCCCCGCCUCCCCGACUUCCGCCACAGAACUAACCGAGGACCCCGCUGCGGGCCAGCGCUGCCCCAAGGCCUCUGGGGUCCCGGUUGCAACAGUUCCUGCACCUGCAAGAACGGGGGCACGUGCGACGCGGAAGACGGCAGCUGCGCCUGCGCCCCCGGAUUCCGGGGUUCCCUCCUGCCAGCGCGGCCUGCCCCUCCGGCCCGCUACGGCAAGCGCUGCUGCUCCGUCCCCUGCAAGUUGCUGCCGACGCGGCGACCGGCGGAGAAGCGGGGGCGGGCGGCGAGCGGGCCGCUGACGGGCUUCUUCCCCCCCGUCCCAGUGUGUCCCCGGGGCAGUGGGGGGCCCGACUGCGCCCGGACCUGCCCGUGCCACCACGAAGCCCCCUGCGACCCCCGGGACGGCUCCUGCUCCUGCCCCGGGGGAUGGAGCGGACGCCUCUGCUCGGAAGGUACCCGCACCGACCGAGGACGGGGGAGCCAGGCCGGGUCGGGGAGGAGGGUCCCGCGUCCGCCCGGGCGAGCCCCUUCGCCUCUCCGGGCCUCAGUUUCCUCGCCGGGAACUGGGGGGUGGAGACCGGGAGAAGGGCUGAAGAAACCCCGGCGGCGGCGGCGGCCCCAAUCGUGCCGGGGCUCGGAGGGUUUCAGAGAUGCCCCGGUGGUUAUCGGGAUCCCCCGCCAGCCUCUCACCGUGGCGCCGGCCCCGCCUGACGUCUCGGCCUCGGCGGGCGCGGCGGCGGGCGUCGCGGCGGCGGGCGUCGCGGCGCCGUGCGCUCUGGCCGCCGGCCUCCUCGCCUUCGUCGUCGGCUACCGGCGCUGGAAGAAGGGGAAGAUCCACAGGCGCCUGACGGCCGCCUACGGCGGCGGGCGGCCACCCGCCUCCGAGUACGCCGUGCCAGAGGCGCCCCCCGGCUCCAGCCAUUACUACUCCAACCCCAGCUACCACACCCUGUCCCGGUGCUCGCCCCGGGCCCCGCUCCCCAUCAAGAUGCCGGGCCGCCAGAUGUUCUCGCUCGGGGCCCCGGAUCGGCCGGGCGCCUUCGGACCCGACGGCCGCGCCACCCUCCCCGCCGACUGGAAGCGCCUCGGGGGAGCCCCGCCCGGGCACCGCCAACGGGACUUCAGCCACGGUCACAGCUACAGCCUGGGACCCUUCUACCGUAAAGGCGGCAUCCCGGAGGAGGGGCCGCCGGCCGCCGGCCCGGACCCCCCGGCCGUCGAGAACCCCUACGCCACCAUCCGCGACCUCCCCGGCCUGCCGGGCGGCCCCGGCGAGGGCGGCUACGUGGAGAUGAAGGGGCCCGGGGCCCGGGAGGACGAAGCCCCCGGGGACGACGGGGAGAGACCCCCGCCCGGACGGAGGGACAGCGGAACCUACGAGCGGCCCGACCCCUGCCCGAGCCUCGAGCCGGGCCCCGGGGGCGCCCGGCCCCCCGCCCCGCCGGGGCUCCCCCCCGGCCACUACGACUCCCCGAAGAACAGCCACGUCCCCGGACACUACGACCUGCCGCCGGUCCGUCGCCCGCCGUCCCCGCCGCGGCGGCCCCAGCACCGGUGAGGGUCGCCCCGGGGCCGAGAGCCGAAGGGACCCCCGGACGGUGCGGGCCGCGGGGAAGGCCCUCCUCCCGGGGGGGGUCCCGCGGAGGCGGGGGUGGAGACCGCGGACCCCGGCCGGCCUCCCCCCCCCCACGCCUC